UUGUUUUAUAUCUCAGAAAGCAAAACUAUCAGGAAUCGCGAGGCUUCAGAAAACGAUGAUGGUAUUGAAUUGGAAACUGAACAGAUUCCAGAAGCUGACGAGUCUAAUGCUACACAAGAUAUAGUCGACGAUAUCAGAGAAGUCAUCGCAACGUUAAACAUCUCAGAAGUACAAAUCGAUGAUAUUGUCAAGAUUAUCGAUGAAGAGUUGAAACGGCGUUUUGGCGAAGAAAUGGAUGAAUUAAAGUUGUUUUUAGCUACUCAAAGGCCAAAAUUAUCUAGCUCAAAAUUGCAUACUUUGCAUAAUUCAGGCGAUAAAGUUGCAGAAUCAAUCGAUCAAUUUCCUGAAGUUCAAAGUGCUGAUAAUAAUUACGAAGAGCAGAUUAGACCACAUGAAAAGCAUACGGCAGACACCCGUCUAAGAUUCGACGAACGUCGUAUCAUUGAUGACUUUCGAAUAAUACAAGAAGAAGUUUCUGAAGGGUCUACUGCAUUGCCUUUGCUAAUCGAAUCUGCUAGAAACGGCAAAAUAAAGACAGAUUACAUGAUUCAAGAGCAAGCUGAAUAUGAUCGGUUAGUAAGUGGAAUUACUGAAAAAACUCCACGGACAGACUACGUUGAUACUAAAACGAGAAGUUCCGCACAUAUAAAAACAACAAGCACUACUGAACCAAAAAGUUUGCAAAUCAUUCCUGCCAUUUAUGGAAAUCCUCUCAGUUCAAGCUUUCGUGAAAAAACGACGUGGCAGCCAAGAAAAACAACGAUUGUUUAUAGAAAAGUAGUCUCAAGUCCCAAAACAGUUUUUGAACGACAAGCAGAAGAUUUUCGCAGUAGACUACUAGGAAAUAAUGGCUUCGGUGACAUUUUGAAGGCGUUGAAACAUGCAAACAUCGGCUUCUAUAGAAGGUUGCUAUGA
Thelazia callipaeda (thelaziosis nematode) is the source of this 915-nucleotide messenger RNA. NCBI's taxonomy places the organism in Eukaryota, Metazoa, Nematoda, Chromadorea, Rhabditida, Thelaziidae. The record is from the annotation of a GenBank genome assembly.